Messenger RNA from Tupaia belangeri chinensis (Chinese tree shrew), 1361 nucleotides. It is a transcript of the gene SHARPIN, whose product is annotated as SHANK associated RH domain interactor. Gene Ontology annotation, molecular function: ubiquitin binding; ubiquitin-protein transferase activity. The coding region runs from base 38 to 1141 and encodes 367 amino acids. NCBI's taxonomy places the organism in Eukaryota, Metazoa, Chordata, Mammalia, Scandentia, Tupaiidae. The record is from RefSeq and is a predicted model, not a curated record. Gene Ontology annotation, biological process: protein linear polyubiquitination; proteasome-mediated ubiquitin-dependent protein catabolic process; positive regulation of canonical NF-kappaB signal transduction. The transcript has 10 exons. Gene Ontology annotation, cellular component: LUBAC complex.
AGCUGGCUCGGGGGACCCGGAGUUGGACGGACCGGAGAUGGCGCCGCCAGCUGGCGGGGCGGCGACUUCGGACGCGGGCCAGGCCUUGGUGCUCUUGGCUGUGGACGCCAAUGUGAGGCCGCUGGGCACCGGACCGGACGCCGAGGCGAGGCUGCGGAGGCUGCAGCCGAGCGCCGACCCUGAGCGGCCCGGGCACUUCCGGCUGGGAUUGCAAGGCGCGGGGCCCGGGGCGGUCAGUCUAGAGUGGCCCUUGGAGUCGGUCAGCUACACGGUCCGGGGCCCCAGCCAACACCAGCUGCGCCUUCCACCAGGGGGGCCUGGAGCCCUCAGCCUGCACUUGCUCAGCCUUCAGGAAGCUCAGCGGUGGGCAGCCCUGGUUCGAGGUGCCACCGUGGAGGGGCAGAAUGGCAGUGGCAGCCCUCUCCCGGGGCUGGGUACAGAGGCACAUCCUGUUUCCCUGCCCAUAGAAGUCCCCAUACCCAAAGCCCCUCAACCUGAGGCUGACCCUCUCCGAAGCCCUGGAGACUCGAUGCAGAAAGAGGAGCUGGCAAGCCGCCUGGCCGGGGCCAUUGCAGGUGGGGAUGAGGAGAGCGCAGCCCAGGCCGCAGCCACCCUGGCCCAGCACCACACGGCGCUCAGUGUCCAGCUCCCAGAAGCCUGCUUCCCACCAGGUCCCAUCAAGCUGCAGGUCACCGUGGGUGAUGCCACAUCCACCAUCUCUGCUGUGUCCUCCGCCCACUUCGUGCUGCGUGUGCAUCCCCACUGCACCAUAGCUGCCCUCCAGGAGCGGGUGUUUUCGGAGUUGGGUUUCCCACCGGCUGUGCAGCGCUGGGUCAUCGGGGGCCAUCUGUGUGUGCCUGAGCGCAGCCUUGCCUCCUACGGGGUCCGGCAGGACAGAGACCCUGUCUUCCUGUACCUGCUCUCAGCCCAAGAGGCCCCAGGACAGAGUCCCCAGAAGAUGGAUGGAGAGCCAGCACGCUCAUUUCCUCUGCCACUGGGGCUGCCCCAAGCCUCGCAACCAGCUAGUUCCAGCCUCCCCAGCCUCCUUCAGCCUGGCUGGCCGUGUCCCUCUUGCACCUUUGUCAACACCGCAAGCCGCCCCGGCUGUGAGAUUUGUAGCACCCAGAGGCCCUGUGCAUGAGACCCCCCUUCCAGCUGCCUCCUCCUAACAACCGGCAAAGGUGCUAGAGCAGAGGCAGAGAGGGCAGGGGCGGCAGAACAAGCAGGGAUGAUCUCUCCUCCCACAGGUCACGAGAGUGUGGCCCUUCCCUGGCAGGCCCAGAUGCUUGGUCCCUCUCAACUUCUCGGGGGACUCUGCUAACUGCUGUCUUGGGCCAGUCAAUAAAGAUGCUUCCACAAGC